Messenger RNA from Epinephelus fuscoguttatus (brown-marbled grouper), 4715 nucleotides. RefSeq names its product homeobox protein Dlx4a-like. Lineage: Eukaryota; Metazoa; Chordata; Actinopteri; Perciformes; Serranidae. Bases 427 to 1194 code for a protein of 255 amino acids. The record is from RefSeq and is a predicted model, not a curated record. Gene Ontology annotation, molecular function: DNA-binding transcription factor activity, RNA polymerase II-specific; RNA polymerase II cis-regulatory region sequence-specific DNA binding. The transcript is spliced from 3 exons. Gene Ontology annotation, biological process: cell differentiation; embryo development; negative regulation of transcription by RNA polymerase II.
GGGAACCGAGCACCGGGCUGCGGGUCCAGGACGGAGAGGAGAAGGAGAGUACUCGGUGUGGAGGAUUUUAAAUCAGAUUUUCGGCUUUUUUCGGAGAGUUUCGGGGGUUUGUUUUUGUGAGCGUCGCCGCGCGUCCUGUCCGUCUCAAUGGUGUUUGUGACUGAGCGUGAGGUCUGCGGAGCGCUGAGCUGGGAUGUAGCGGAGGGGAAACCCACAUAGAGCCGCUGUGAAGUCUUGUUUUCCUGCAGCGGGAGUCAGAGCAAAAGGUAGAUGACAUUUUAAGAGGCUGCUGAUUGUUCCUGGAAACUCUCCUCUGAAAGUCUGCAGACUCUUGUGACAUUGAUGGUGGCUUCCUUUAUGAUGGCCCCCCUCCGGAGGUCAUACUGACCCCUCUGAUUUCCCUCCUCAUCACUGCCCCUCACCCCAAUGAUGACUAUGAGCUCUAUAUCGGACACUUUAGUCCCGCCCGAUCCCUCCAAAUCCGCCUUCCUGGAGUUCGGCGGCCACGGGUACCCCGGGCACCAGCAGCCCUCCCCGGGCCUGUCCCACAACCAUUACCCGGUCCACGGGCUGCACGCUGUGGGCCCCUCGCAGCACGACGGGCCCUUCUCCUCCGGUGCAUCGUCCUACGGACGCCCGCUGGGAUACCCGCCCUAUCACAGCCCCGUGAGCGCGCACCACCCCGGGGCCUACCUGCCUUAUCAGCACGGGGGCCACGGCGGCGCGCUCGGACACACCAGACUGGAGGAUGCAGAACACGAGAAGCCGACGGCGGUGAUCGAGAACGGGGAGGUGAGGCUGAACGGGAAGGGGAAGAAGAUCAGGAAGCCUCGGACCAUUUACUCCAGCCUGCAGCUCCAGGCCCUCAACCAGCGCUUCCAGCAGACCCAGUACCUCGCCCUGCCCGAGAGGGCCGACCUGGCGGCCAAACUGGGCCUGACGCAGACACAGGUGAAAAUAUGGUUCCAAAACAAACGAUCCAAAUACAAGAAGAUCAUGAAGAACGGGCCCUGUGGACCGGAGGGAGACCACCUCGCCCCCCCACCGCCGUCCUCCUCUUCCCCCUGCUCUCUGUGGGACAUCAGCAUGGCCGCCAAAGGUGCGCCGGUGCACUCUGGAGGAUACAUGAACAAUUUUGCUCACUGGUACCCCGGACACCAGCAGGACUCCAUGCCCAGGACUCAGAUGAUGUGACAGUCAGGAGGACGCAACACUUCCAGGACUAAUUAUGGAUUUAUACCAGUGAGAUGACUGGAGCUGUUAGAGACACGGACGUUUUUAAGAGUUUGAGCCACUCUGGAGGCAAAAAUAAUAUAACUGGCAGAGAUCAAAUGCAGUGAACAGAUACUGUGUCUUUACUUUAAGCUGGAAAGGCGAGCAGAGAGGCUGCAGCAGCGACCCUUGAGUGUACUGAACAGAGCGAGGGUUGGUUUAAUUACUUAUGAAUUCAUGUGUAAGGGGAAGAAUGUGUUAUUUCUUUCUCCAAAAGUCAGUCAGUCCUGCCAGUCACGUUAUUUCUGCCUCCAGAGGAGCUCAGCCUGCCAAGACUUUUUUCAUUAAGCUACAAUUCAAAUCUAAUGCCAGGCCUACGUCUGUGAUUCUGGACUUUAAGGGUUUUUAUGUCUUUUCAGUGGGUUAUCAGUCGGCAGAAGAGAAUGUUGGCAUUGUCUCUGCAAACCAUGAAUAUCUGACAUUUACACAUUUACACUCACAUAUCGUAUCAACAUUUCUAAAGCGAGGUAGUAUAUGAGCUGACUGUGUCAUCAGGAGGUGGAGGGGAUGCUGAAUGGCGUAACAACUAACAAAACCGGUUGUGACUUACUGAGUCAUCGCUGUUUUUCCAGUGAAAAUUUAGUCACCAAAUGUGUAUGUUUCGUAACGACCCAUUGUCGUGUUUCCAGUGGGUAUAGUGGCACGAAGAGCUGUUGUUGUUUACUGAGACAUUGCUGUGUUUCCUGCCAAGAUAGUGCCCCAAAACCAGGUAUUUUAAGCCAAAACAUUGUCUUUUCUGAACCAUAACCCAGUUGUGUUUAACUAAAUAAAAUAUUUGCUGAAGCUGUCACUAUAUCCUGACAGUAGUACAUGAAAUACAUCAUCUUCCUCUGUUUCCUCCUGGUGCUCCAAAUGGCAGUGCCAGAAUCCACUGCACCUGAAUGAAAGAAAAAAACGUACGUGGCAAAGACGAGUAUGUAAAGAAAACAGACAAAAUGUAAACUAAAAAGAAAGACUAAACCGAAGCUGAGAUAAAACAAGAAAGCAUGGGAUGUCAGUUUUGGUUAAUUUUGCUUUCAAAAGGCCGACGGCCAUUAACCAGUGACCCUUGCUCAGUGAGCUCUAGCACUAAAUAUUUUGCCUUUUAUUGUACUUUUUGUUGGCUUGCUGACAGACAGCCGGCUAACCACCUUAACACGUGGAAAAAUAGUACCCACUAUCCACCCUCCAGUCUCCACCAGUUCCUUGGCUGCUCUGUAGUGCACACCACCCAAGUCAGGAGGGAGCUAAUGUUAGCUAGCUAGCAACACCACUCAUUCAGAGAUUACAGUAACGUCCCCCCUUAGCUAGCUAGUUCCUACCAGGCUUCGGUCAAGUGCAGUGUAGUACAGUGAAGAGUAGCAAAAUUAACCUGUAGGUGUAACCAGUCAAAAUAUUAUCAGUUAACCAAUUAACGGUUAAACGUUGACAACCCUAGGCUACACAUCAGAGUUGCUUUUCCGAGGUGAAGAGAGCUACGGGGACCUUGAAGGUUUCUAAACUAGUGUUGGUUCAGAAGUGGUUUGAGUCUUCCUUUGUUUUUCAUCGUCAGUCUUCUACUGAUUGCUUAUGCUUUGCAGAAUUCUCUUGGCUCUUAUUAAUUGUUUUUGUCCAGGAGCAGGCUGUUAUCACCAUUUUUUGUCAUGUGUUUCACUACAAACAGCAGUGCACCUGAAUUCGUAUAUCUCACGUAUUUUGAAAGGCUGCGAUCACGUGAUCAAUGUGCUGAUGGCAGCAAACAAGGAAGCAGUCCCAAGUGCCAAUGAGGAGGCAGGUUGCGGUGGUGGAUGGGUCACAAAUAAAAACAAACUUUAGCUCAGGACAUUCCCCUGGAGUCACGUGUUCGCGUCUGUGUGAUCUUUGAGCACACUUUGAGUCAUUUUAAGGUACGUCCUCGCCAUGUUUCUUUUCCUAGACCUAACCUCAGUAACUUUACAUUAAUUAGAUAACUGUAUAACGUCAUUUGUGGGGUGCAAAUUCAAGGGAUAUCAUACGAACCGUUCGAUGGGAAUACAUCAUCAGGAGCAGUGGAUUCUUGCAAAUGCAAUCAGGAGCAGUAGGUGGAGGCAAAGGAACAGAUAAUCUGUCCAACUUAUCCUCAGACAACGGUUCAUAUGGAAUCCUACGAAUUAACGCCCCACAAAUAAGGUUACGUCCUUAACGUAGUUAUGUAAUUCAUGUUACUGUGGUUAGGUUUAGGCAAGUAAAGUUGCUGAGGUUAGGUUUUAAAAAGGAAACAUGGAGAAGACAUACCUUAAAAUGACUCAAAGUUUACACGGAUCCAAACAUCGGUCUCCAGGGGAAAGUCCUGUGUUUUGUGACCCGUCAGACACCACAACCUGCCUCCCAACUGGACCUCUCAGGACCGCUUCCUUCUUUACUCCAGUCAGCACAUUAGUCACGUGAUUGCAACUUUCCAAAUUACAUGGGUUACAAAUUUUGAUGCCUUUAUUUAACGUAUGUAAGAACAGCCUGAUCUGUCUCGUACUUGGGUCAGGAUACAGUGAUAGUUUCAGAAAAUAUGACAAAAAGAUAAUUAUAUAAAAACAGAACCACUAACCACAACAUUUUUGAGCAUUUCAUAAUAAAGUGCAAAUGUAACGUAUACAUGGUUUACACAAACUAAAUGCCAUCAUGCCUUCUUGUGAUUGGGGUUUUGGUGGGGUGGGUACAUGUGUAAAAAUAAGGGUUCUUCAGGGUCUCUUCAGUGCUGGUCUUUAUGGAUCUGAUUCAGAGGACCCUCUGGUUUGAUAAGAAACAGAUUAAAGAACUUCUGAUGUUUGUGUGUAUUUUUGUAAUUCUGACAGGGUGUGUAGCAUAUACAGCUUUACAGAGCCGUGGCGGAGGGGUUGAUUACAGCACCAGCAGAGGCUCUGAUAUGAACAAGCAGCUAUUUUAUGGUACUUAUAAUCCCCCUUUUUUAAGACUGUAUGGGAAAAAGGCACUGAAUGGAUGAGGUUACUUUAUUGUAUGAGUCAAAUUUUAUAUAUAUUUUUUCAUUAUAAUAAAAAAUCUAAAGUUGCUUUAAAGGCCCAAAAGAAAAUGACAGAAAUGUAUUUGAAAGCCAAAUAUGUGUUUAAAAAAAUGUGUCUCAUUCUCAUAAUUAACUCCAUUGACUAAUUUUAAGUAACUGAUCACAUCACUCCUGCAAGUCUUUGUUUCUGUUGCUGUUGGAUGGAGGGACUUUGCUGCACAAAAGGGUUUAAUUAAUUGAUUGUGAACAUUUCACCUUUCUUUUUUUCUCUGAUGGAUUUCAGUUUUGGUUGCUGUCACUUUAAAUGUUUGAUCCCAAAACUCGUUGUUUCUGCUCAUCUUCUGAAGUGGGAAACUCCUGCAGUUUACAGUCGCCAUGAUUUGUUCAACAACCUCUUAAAUUAGAGUUAGAGUUAAUACAGUUAAUAUUUUGCUGAUAACACAUCGGCUAUGGGUCAGGACGUGCCAUGUUUUUUGGAAAUAAAUCAAAC